AUGUCGGAAUACAAUUUCGACCACUCGGAAUUUACCCAAGAGCAUAUCCGGCAUCUCCAAGAAAAUCCUCUGGAAGCUUGUCAGCGCGAAAAUGAAUCUCUUCGUAUAAGACUGGAAACGUUCAAUCGUAUGCUUCUCGAGGCUAAAGAGGAAUCGCAAACAAGAUUAGAUCGUAUAAAACAGGUGAGAGAUGAAAGGGAUGUAGCUUUCGAUGAAGGGGAAAAAUAUGCGACGAGAGAAAUGAGUGGACAGUUAGAGGUGUUGAAGAGGGAGAAACUUGAGGCAGAGAGGAAGACUCAAGAAUUGGGAGAGCAGGUUGUGAAAACACGGGAGAUGGCGACGAAAAUGCAAGCAGAAGUUGAAAAUUUGAAAGAGGGGAAAGAUAAGAAAGGAGAAUUGGAUGAUGCUUCUCUUGAGCAGCAGAGAGAUAGGAUUGCAGAGGAGCUUCAGGAAGCAAAGGAGGUUAUUAGGGGAAAAGAACUUCAUGUACAGCAUUUACAGGAAGAGGCUAGGAGUAGGUCGGCGAGAGUGUCGGAGACGCCACCAGUAGUGAGUGCACGAGUACAGGCUCUCAUAGAACAAAUUCAUGUGUUGAUGGCAGAAAGGGAUGAUCUCAGACAUCAAUUGGAGAUCUUGACUGAGAAUCUCAUGGGUACUACGCCAAAAGAGGUUACGUCGAAAGAAGACACAUCACAGAGAGGAACACCAGAGCGGCCCUCAGAGCAGCCGCCUGGUAGAUUCAGUCCCAGUGCCGGCCUAGGUAGUGCUAAUUUCAAAGGCAGUAGACGAAUCUUGCAUGCCCCUUCUCCUUUGAGACAACAGUCAUCUACCAUCGAAUCGGUAGAAGAUGAAGAUUCAGAAAAGGAUAUGGAAAUGAAAGAAGGCGAUGGCGAAAAAGACGAAGAACUAGACGAAGAAAAAGAAGAAGAAACUCUAAAAGAAAGUAUCGAAAAAGACGAAAACGACACAUCGCUGGAAAGUUAUCGCAAAGACAGAGAUAUUCACUACCAGCGACUUGUCAACCGCAUCAAAGAACUCGAGACAAGGAACCUGCGUCUUGAGCACUAUCAUGACAUGGCACACGUAACACGCGCAAUCCUCAGUCUGACACCCGUUCAUUUCGAAGCAUAUCGUGAACGCAAAGAGACUAAGAGGAAAGAGGGAAUGGUAUUACUCGAUAUCAUGGACAAGGAACGUAAGAUUCUCCGAAGACAAAAUCGGAAGCUCGAAAAACAGUUGCAGGUAUUGGCGGAUCUAAGGAGCAAGGAGAAGGAGAAAGAUAUGGGGGAUAUACAGGAUUUUAUAUUCACACAAACUCAGCAUGAUGCAAAUGAAAAUGCCUCGAAUGGUUACAGGAGAUUGUAUGAGGAGGCAGAAAAUGAAGUGAUGAAGAUGAUAGAGACGGGUGCUGAUGUCGAUGCUGAAGAAGUUUCGGAAUUGCGCAAGGAGCGGGAAUUUCUUAAGAAGCGGGUGGGGGAAUUGGAAGAGGAAAUCGAUGGUCCAUUAGGAUUGAGAGAACAAUUGGCAUUUGGUAUUGCUGAAAAUACAAACGAUUUCAAUGCGGAGAGGGAGUUAACAAGAGUUAGAGCGGAGCUCGAAUGGUGUAUAAAGGAAAGAGAUCUAGCUAUGGAGGAAUCACACGUGGAGGAAAAUCUCACAUCCAUCAAGGAACUCAUGGAUCAAUUAUCCCAGAAACUCGAUGUUAACGUCUAUCCCAACGAGGAAAAAUAUGAACAAUGCAAGGAAAUGACCAAAAAUUACCGACAAUGCCAGCGUGAAUUGAGCGACGAGAAAGAAAAAACCAAGUCUCUCGAAAGAUUUCUGGAAGAGAAGUACAUGGAAUAUGAGGACCUUACCGGUGAUGUCCACGAUGACUCAAUGAGCGCAAGAUUAGCUCGAGCAUUGAUCGAACUCUACCAAACGAAGCGAAAACUGAUGAAUAAAACGAUACAGAGGAAUAGUCUUACCAAGAGUGCGGUGGGAUGUCUCACGACCGUCUUGCAACACAAUGAAAUUCUGGAGCAGAAAAUAUACACCCUGAAACGACAUCCCGAUCGCGAUCCUGAACUUCCCUUCACAGACAUGGAUUUGGAGAACGGAGAAACGAUUGCGAGACUCCGGUGGAAAAUUGAUGGAUUGGAAAAACGGCUUCAGAAAGCGCAAUUCGAUAUCAAAUCUGCGGAGAAGAAGGCGAAAAAAGUCGAAAUUGAAUCUUUGAGAUUGAAUAGACAUAGAUCUCCUCUUGAUCCGAAUGCUACUGAUCCGGAAGUUAUUGCGCAUUUGAAAGUUCAGCUUAAAGAUACGGAUGAUUUGGUGGAGCUUAUAUGUCAGAAAUAUGAUGUUGCGGAGGGGGAAGCGGAAGAUGAAAAGGAGGGGUUGAAGGCGGAGAUAGCGGAGAGGAGAUUGGAGGAUUGUAUGGAUUUGGUGAAUGGACCGUUGAGUCAAAAAGAGGCGUGGGAUAAUUUGAAGAGACUAUUGAGAGAGGCAAGGGAGGAAUUGAAAUUGAAAAUGAAUGAGUGGAAAGAAAAAGAUGGAGAACGUGAUUGGGCGCUUGAGAGUUUGGAGAAAAUGUUGAAGGAGAGCAAAGAGAGGGAGGCGGCGCUCGCUAAGCUUUUACAUUCGACACAGGAGGAGAUGAAGAGUGAGGGUACGAAGGAUGCGAAGAUUGCGGGAUUGGAAGAACAAUUGAGUAGGAAUGGAGAAAGAAUACGAGACUUGCUCCGGGAGAAAGAUGAAAAUAAAGCUGAAGCUGAUGGAUUAGAAAGUUUUCUUCGAGCUAGCGAGACGCAAACGACACAACUCGAAGAACAACUCAGGAAAGCCGAAGAGAGAAUUCGAGAUUUACAACUGGAAAAAGAUACCCAGCAAUCAGAGGCCGAAAGACUGGAGAAUCUUCUCAAAGCUCGUGAAACACAGACGGCUGAGUUCUUGAAGAAAUUAAGAGAUGAAGAAGAAGAACAAUACCGAGUAGAAAUCGAGAGGUUACACGAACUUCUCCUACUAAGAGAAAACGAAGACGAACAAUUCCGCGAAGAAAUCAAGAGACUUCACGAACUACACCGAACCAGCGAAGGAAAAGUGACCGAGCUUCUCGAUAUCUCAAUCAAGACUUCCACACGAUUAUCCGAUCUCGAAGUCGAGAUUACGAGAUGGAAAAUUGUGGCUGGAGAAAGCAUGGGGGAGAUUGAAAAUUUGCAGAAACAAUUGCAAGAUGCGGAGGCGAAAGUGGAAGCACAACGUAUAACGCAUAAGCAAAAUGCGGAAACACAAACAGAUACACCUACAUCUACAAGCAUGGAAACACAAACUGAGGAUACUGAACUUUUACAACCUGAACUUCCACCUUUCACAGUUGAGCCCCGGUCAAGGACAUUCAAAACCAAAUCUCCGAAAAAGAAAAAUAUCACAAAGAUCCCGCGAGAUCCACGCUAUCAUCCUCAACGCUCCGAUUCCGAAGCUUCAGACGAAGAACUAGAGUCCCCUAAUCCCCUCAAACCACAACCUAAACACAACCCUUCCCUGCGUCAAGAAAUAGAUUCAAAAAAUCCCGCUCCAUCGCCCUCUCCCGCACCUUCAAUAACCAUCCGACUUACCUCUAAAGCGCACGCGAAAAAGAAAAGUCACGCAAAAGAAAAGCUCGAAUACGAUCCCCCGCAUAAAGUCGAGACAUUAGUAGAAAGCGAAGAUGAAGAGAUACCGGAUGUGGAGAUCGCGCAGGAGAGUCCGAUUCAAGAAAUGGGUAGAGUGGGAGAGGAGGUGAGUUUGAGGGGGAGUAGGAAGACGAGAAAUCCGUAUCCGGUUUACACGGGGCAGUUGUUGGUGAGGGGGUUGGGGAAGGGGGAAACGGGGAAGAUGGAGAAGACGGGGGGAAAUGGGGCGGUUGGGGGAAAGAAGAGGAAAGUUAGUGAGGGUGAGGUUGAGACUGGGAAAGUGAAGAAGGGGAAAAGAUUGAAUAGAAGUUUGUGA
This is a messenger RNA of Botrytis porri, 3966 nucleotides long. RefSeq lists its product as uncharacterized. The record is from RefSeq and is a predicted model, not a curated record. The transcript has 2 exons. Bases 1 to 3966 code for a protein of 1321 amino acids. Lineage: Eukaryota; Fungi; Ascomycota; Leotiomycetes; Helotiales; Sclerotiniaceae.